Fonsecaea monophora is the source of this 1698-nucleotide messenger RNA. RefSeq lists its product as hypothetical. The transcript is spliced from 4 exons. NCBI's taxonomy places the organism in Eukaryota, Fungi, Ascomycota, Eurotiomycetes, Chaetothyriales, Herpotrichiellaceae. The record is from RefSeq and is a predicted model, not a curated record. The coding region runs from base 1 to 1698 and encodes 565 amino acids.
AUGGCCAACGUCAGCACUGACUGUUUUCUCGACCUGGUGAAUCACACCUCACCGAACAGGCAAAUUUGGCAGGUCGAGAGCUCCCAGGACGUUUCCAACCGGCAGUCAGAGCAAUCUCUGGCUAUGCUGGAUAUUUCGGGUCCUCUACCAGAACUCAACACCGAUCCAGCCUUCGAAAAUUCCUUGUCCACCUUUUCGACCCAUCAGCCAGUCUCUAGCGAAGACACUAACCCUCUCCAGGGCUCUGACCCAUCUCCCUCUGGAAUCUUUGUCUCUAGUUCAGACGUGAACACGGCCAGACACUACUGCUGCGACUCAAGAAGGGCCUCAAUCCCCUUUUGGAUUGCCGCGUGGUGUUUAUGUGGCAAGCCCUCCCACACAACGGUGUCUGUGGCUGAAGCACACGCAUUGUCUGUUCCUCCCCUUGCAACUAUCGAGCUCCUGCUUGGCUACUACUUUAGCUACAGCUACUGGGCGUCCCCAAUUGCAAGUGAAUGGGAGAUUUGGGCCCUCCUUCAUCCCCAAGAAGUAACAUGGGCAGAGGAACAACGUCCAAUGAGCUUGGCAUACCUCAAUGCUCUCCUUUUCGCUGGUAGUGCACAUGCCACGGAAGAGGAAUCCAAAGCCGCAUCCUUUGCCAGUGUUCGCAAGAUGCGGGAUACCUUUUACCAGCGCGCCAAAGUCCUGUACGAAGCAGACUGUGAAAAUGAUGACUUGAGUCGGGUACGAUGCUGUUUGUUGCUGAGUUCUCAGCGAAAAUACCCAGACGCUAUGUUUGAGAACGAGUACUGGAUUUUGAAGGCCCACGAUAUACUUCAACAAGCAAUCUUCUCGCCAGAUUCUGCAUCACCAUGCCAACAGCAACGCAUUGGAGCGCAAUGGAAACGCCUGAGGGCUAUUUUCUCUACGAGGAUUGGAUACAUCAGACUUGGGAACCGCUCCAACGGCGUACCAAAGCUUCAGGACGUUGUCCCUCGGCUUUCGGUGGAAGAUCUGGAAGAAGACCUUCGGUUCUCUUGGUUUGUCAGUUGCGAACUGAAACAAAAGCUGAUUCAGGUGCUCCUGGCAUCGUGCGAGCUCACCGCAGACUCUGAGCCUCUGUGUAGACUUCUUACCUGGCGGAGCGCCCUGGCACAGACCGUGACUCUGUCAUCUGGCUAUAGUAAUCACCCGUUGAUGGGAGACGCAGAGCGAAUCGAGCAGCUACUGGGCGAUUGGAAAUCGCGUCACCAAAGAUUACUCAUGGCCGACGCUGUGGAUGACAUUUCGACGAAUCCUCUUAAAUUCCCACUGUUUGUGUCUCAAGCGAUGUUGAGGUUAUUGUUCGACCCUCCACAGAGCCUUAAGUUCGGCCGAAAAUUCCCAUCUAAGCUCGUGGGUGGCGAAGAUAUGCGAAAUAUCACACCAAACUCUCAAGGAAUCGGCGUUGAGAACAACACAUCAAUGGACGAAUUAGCGCUUCGAUUUGACGUUGUCGACUUCUUCCGGGCUUUGAAUGAUCAAUCACUGGCACUGGCUCAUCAGAUCUUGGCCAAAGAGCUCCCAGCGGCCAAGAGCAACAACUUUGUCAACUUGUUUGCGGUCGCUCCAGUUGACGUAUCCAACCAGCCCGACGACCAGAUGGGCAAGGACGUUUACAAAAUAGUGUCCAGAUUCCAGGAGCAUGCUUUGGCACGCGGAUGUGUCGAAAGGAGCUAG